Messenger RNA from Callithrix jacchus (white-tufted-ear marmoset), 15207 nucleotides. It is a transcript of the gene FAM153A, whose product is annotated as family with sequence similarity 153 member A. Gene Ontology annotation, molecular function: RNA stem-loop binding; RNA-DNA hybrid ribonuclease activity; zinc ion binding. Gene Ontology annotation, biological process: DNA integration. The record is from RefSeq and is a predicted model, not a curated record. Lineage: Eukaryota; Metazoa; Chordata; Mammalia; Primates; Cebidae.
UUGCAUCGAGGAACAGGAAGUGGAUCCUGGGUUCACUGGAGAAUCCACUGUCUGCUGCUGCAGCCCUAAGAAGGGAAUUCUUCGUCACUGGCCUCCCAUCCGUUUAUGCCCUAGAGUUGCAUCAGUGGAAGGUAUUGUGGAAAUUCAUUCAAUUCAUUCAUGAUAUGGUUUCUAGAUUCUUCAGUGUCUCAUGUUUCAGAAAAUUAUAAAGUUGCUAUGCUAUAUUCUUUAUGUCAUAUGUGCAAAUUUAAAUGUAUUAAGACAAUCACUAGGCUGGGCCCAGUGGCUCAUGCUUGUAAUCCUAGCACUUUGGGAGGCUGAGGAGGGUGGAUCAUGAGGUCAGGAGUUCGAGACCAGCCUGGCCAAUAAGGUGAAACCUCAUCUCUACUAAAAAUACAAAAAAAAAAUCUACCCGGGUGUGGUUGUGUACGCCUGUAUUCCCAGCUACUCGGAAGGCUUAAGCAGAAGAAUUGCUUGAACCCGGGAAGCCUCCCCGCGAGUUCCAGUGAGCCUAGAUCAUGCCACUGCACUCCAGUCUGGGCUGCAGAACAAGACUUAGUUUAAAAGAAAACAGAAAAAAAAGACAACAACUAGUACUAUGGCUACAGGAGUAAAAGUGCAUUUCCAUUCCAGAAUUGGAUUUCCUUUUAAUAGUAAAGAACGUCUCAGUGCAACUUGCAGACAUUUUGCUGAUUAUUAAACAUUAAGUAAAAAGGAUCUUUUCCUGAGACAGUGUUGCCAGGUAUUUUAAUUAAUGGAUGUCAGUUCAAACUGUUUUGAAUUAACCUAAAAAUUAGGGAAGAAAAUUUCCAUAAACUCACCUUCCUCAGUUUUCUUUUGUGAUCACAUCUUAAGUGAAUGUGAUAACACUUGUUACAAGGUUACAGCUGAACCAAUAGUGAUACAUUCUUACUAAUGGAACACUAGAAUUAACAUCUACUUUCACUCUGUGUUGUCAGGUCUGUGAGUUUUGACAAUCUCAUGAUGUCAUUUAUCUCCCAGACAGAAUAGUUUUAUGUCCUAAACAUGACCUGUGCUGCACCUAUUAAUGCUGUCUUCUGAGGACUCCUGAUAACCAUGGAUGCUAAGUUUCUGUUCUUAACCUAUCUCUUUCACAGACACCAGCCCCCUGUCCCCAACACCCAAGGUUACCUAAGGGAUUUUUUUUUGGUAGAAUCAACAUAUGGACAGUCUGUGUUUCCUAGAUCACAAAAGGAAAAGUUUAGUUUCUACCAGUAUUUGCGGGUUGUUUGUGUGUGUGUGUGUGUGUGUGUGUGUGUGUUUGAGAUGGAGUCUUACUCUAUCGCCCAGGCUGGAGUGCAGUGGUGUGAUCUUGGCUCACUGUAACCUCCUCCUCCCAGGUUUAAGCAGUUAUCCACCUUUGCUUCCCGAGUAGCUGGGAUUGCAGGCAUGUGCCACCAUGCCUGGCUAAUUUUUUGUUGUUGUUGUUUUGUUUUGUUUCAUUUUGUUUUUGAGAUGGAGUCUCGCUUUGUUGCCAGGCUGGAGUGCAGUGGCCCAAUCUUGGCUCACUGCAACCUCUGCCUCUCAGGUUCAAGCAAUUCUCCUGCCUCACCCUCCUGAGUAGCUGGGACUACAAGCUCCUGCCACCAAACCCCACUAAUUUUUGCAUUUUUAAUAGAGAUGGGGUUUCACCAUGUUGGCCAGGAUGGCCUUGAUCUCCUGACCUCGUGAUCCACCCACCUUGGCCUCUCAAAGUGCUGGGAUUACAGGCAUGAGCCACCAUGACUGGCCUCUUUUUGUAUUUUUGGUAGAGAUGUGGUUUCACCAUCUUGACAAGGCUGGUCUUGAACUCUGACAUCAUGAUCCACCUGUGUCAGCCUCCCAAAGUGCUCAAAUUACGGGCACCCACCACCACUCCUGGAAAAUCUUUGGUAUUUUGAGUAGAAACAGCGUUUCACUAUAUUAGCCAGGCUGGUCCUGAACUCCUGAUCUUGUGAUCUACCAACCUUGGCCUCCCAAAGUUCUGGGAUUACAGGCCUGAGCCACUGUGCCUGGCCUUUUCUUUCUUUUUUUCCUUUUUUUUUUUUUUUGGCUUCCAUAGAGUAAAUAUUGAAGAAACCACUGAAACACCAACUUGGGUGCCACAUUUUCAGUUAAUUCCCAUUAAUUGCUUAUUCAGGGUCAUUCAGUUAAAGGGAAGUUUAUUCUUGGCACAGCCAUCAGGUGGUAGGUAGUUUGGAAUAUCCUGAGUUCUGAACUGGCUUGAGAGCCAAGCAGAACUUAGUCCCUUUGUGUGGUCAAUUGAUCAUGGAGGGGUGCUCACUGCCAGACAGAUGACAGUUCUGGGCUCUGGGUAGGAUGAACAGACAUUUAAAUUUGUUCCACAAAAAGGCUUUGUUUGCAGGAAAGUGCCAUAUUUUAGCCUAGGAGUUAAAACCAAGAAACAAGAGUUUUGUUUAAUGGGUUGAGCUCUUCUCUGGACUCAGCCACCUCUUCCAGGACAUCAGCCUUCCUGAAGAGCCCUUGGUGCUGGAGGAUUCAGAAAGGGAGUGGUAAAUGCUCCAGGUUCAGGGUCCCGGUUAUGAUUUAGAGGCCUCAGGUGUUCAGGGAUCUCUGUCCCCAGAAAACCAACCAAAUAUUUGUUUAAGAUCUAUCAUUCAUCAGCAUCGUGACUCAAGGCAGGUAGCUUCAAAUCUCUUUAUUUCACUUUCUUGAACUGUCAACUCUGGGUGGCAGCUCCUGCUCUGCCCAUCUCUCUGAACCAAUGUGGGCAUCACAGGAAAGAACAUAAAUUUUUCCCAAUUCCUAAAACAUGGACCCAUGUCAAGAAUGAAGAGAAUUUUAUCCUCCACUGUCCUGGAGUCCCUUAAGCGCCUUCUCUGUAUUUACCACUACCAAGGGCUUGGCUUAUUCUUCCAGGCAUAAACUAGUUAAGCACUUUAUGGCACUUAGGAAGCACCCACCUUGUUAAGGCUUUAUGUCUGCUUCACUAUUUUUACCUUUUAACAUAACAUAGGCCAUUAUCAACAUUUCCCCAUUCAUACCAGGGAGUGGAGGCACAGAGGGGUCUAUAGAACUUCCUCAGGUUUAAGCAGCUUCUCAGAAGGCCUUGAGCUCCUAUCUUAUGCACCAGACCCUAUGCUCUUGGUCAUUCCAAUAUACUACCUUUCUGUAAUAUCUCAUCUCAAUACAGGUAUUUGCCUGCAGUUUCAAGUGAAACCCACAGUGCAAGUUUUUUCUGAAGCCCAACUCAGAUUCAGGGGGCUUUGCUCUGCAGAAGAUGAACAAUGGGAUCAAACAUUUAAGCUGUGAAUAAAUAAAUGUUCAUUUAUCUGAUCUUCUGCAGCAAAAUAUCAACAGCUAUUUUUAUUUUAAUUUAUUUCCAUGUUCCAUCCAUGAUGGGAGAGUGGAUCCAGGGAUCAGUGAAGAAUCCACUGUUUGUCACUGCAAGCGUAAGAAGGGAAUUUUCCAUCACUGGCUUCCCAGCUGUAUACGCCCUAGAGUUGCAUCAAUGGAAGGUACAAUAGAAAUUCAGUCAUUCAGUUCAUUCAUGAUACGAUUUCUAGAUUCUUCAUUGUCUCUCAUUUCAGACAAUUAUAAAAUUGCUACACUAUAGUUUUAUUUUAUGUGUGCAAAUUUAAAUGUAUUAAGUCAAUCACUAGUGCUACAGGAGCACUCCUACAGGAGUAAAGGUGUAUAUUUUUUAUUCCUGAUUUGGGUUUAUUUUUAAUAAUAAAGAACACCUGAGUUCAACUUGUAGACAUUUUGCUGAUUGUUAAAUAUUAAGGAAAAAGAAUGUUUUUCUGAGAUAAUGUUGCCAGGUUUGUAAAAUAAUGGACGUCACUUCAAACUGUUUUGAAUUAACCUAAAAAAGGAGGAAGUGGUACAGAAAAUUUUUAUAUACUCACCUUCCUCAGGUUCCUUUUUGUGAUGACAUCUUAUGUGAGUGUGGUAACACUUGUGAUGAUGACUGUGCCAAUAGUGGUACAUUCUUAUUAGUAAUAGUCUAGGGUUAGCAUGAAGAUUCAUUCUGUGUUGUCCGGUCUAUGGGUUCUGACAAACUCACAAUGUCCUUUGUUACCCUGGCAGAAUAAUUUCACAUCCUAAACGUGACUUGUGCUGCACCUAUUAAUUCCUGAUUUUCUUCCUGAUGAUUCCUGAAAACCAUGGAUGAUUUUAUUGCCUGCAUAGGUUUCCUUUUCCAGAAUUUUAUACAGGUGGAAUCAUAGAGUAUGUACCUCCUCAUGACUAACUUACUUUACAUAGCAAUAUACAUGUACGAUCUUGUAUAUCUUUUUGAAACUUAACAGUUUAAAAUUUUUUGUCAGUGAAUAAUACCUUAUUGGGUUUGUCAAACAGUGUCAGUUGGUUCAUUCACUUCCUGAAAAUCAUUUCAGCUGCUCCUUCCAAUCUGGACAAAUAUGAAUAAAGCUGCCCACAUUCUUGGGCACAUUUUAUGAUGAACAUAAUUUCUAAAUUCAGCUGGGUAAAUAUGUAGAAUUCUGAUCACGUGCUGGUAAGACUAUAUUUUCUAUCAUAAGAGUUAGGUAGAAUUCAACUGUAAAAUCGUUUUGUUAAAGUUAUUACUUAGUGAUUUAAUUCUAUAAUAGAUAGAAGCCUACCCAGACUAUCUGUCUCUCCUUUGGGUAGCUAUGGUAGUUGCUCCCUUUGUAGGCAUUUGUCUAUUUCAUCUAAGCUAGAAAAUCUGUGGGCAUAAACACUUGAAACUCGCAAGUUGCCUGCUUGGUUCUCUUCCAAGGGUACUGCGCUUCUUGUCAAUCCUCUAAAAGUUUUUAAUAAAGUUUCACUCCUGCACUAAAAAAAUUGCAGGCAUAGAUUUGUUCAACUUACUCUGUUGUUAUUUUCUUAAUGUUCAUAGGAUCAUCAAGGAUAAUUUCUCUCUUAAUUAUAUUAUUUGUACAUUGUGUCUUUUUUCAUUUUUUUUCCUUUGUUUGUACAUUGUGUCUUCUAUCUUUUCUUUGUGAUUAGCCGGGCUGGAGGUUUACCAAUCGUAUUGAUCUUUCCUAAGAGGCAGCUUUUGGUGUUGUGUUCUUUUUCUAAUUAAUUCUGUUACAUUGAUUUCUGCAAAUACUACUAUAUUUGGAGGGAGGGAGGUUGCCUGGUUUACAUUACACUACACUUUUUUCUCUAGUUUCCUAAGGUGGAAAGUAAGAUAUCUGGAUAUGGAUUAUUUUUAGUUUACUGCACAGAAUUGUGAAUGGCACUAAUGCCACUGAAGUGUGCACUUGAUUAUCAAAAUAAUACUAUUAUGUACUUUGGCCACAAUAAUGAUUUUAAAGCCAAUAAAAUGGAUGAUAAGUGCAGGAGGAGCAUAUGUAGAUCCAGGAGAGAUGAAUGACAUAACGUUUCAAGAACGAAAAAAGGACAUUUACCAGGCCUCAAAAUGCACAGGGGGAUGACGGGACACUGUCAUGAAAUCACCAGUGCAUUUGUGUGUCACCCUGUGUGAACACUGCCUAUUUCACAGUAGCGAGGGGGUCUUAGCCAGAGAACCAGGCCCUGAUCUGUGGCUUUCCUGAGUCUCAUUUGCCUUUCCUCAUCACCAAGGAAGGUGUCCCAGUGGCAGCCAAGUUUCUGUUCUUAACCUACCUCCUUCACACACACAAGCCCCCUGUCCCCAACACCCCAGGUUGCCUAAGGGAUUCCUUCAGUGGAAUAUACAUACUGACAGUUACUCUGUGUUUCCUAAGUCACAAUGAGGACCUGGUGCAGGAGCCUUCAUCUGAGGCUGUCCCAGGCAUUCACAUGGACCUGCUCUUCAGCAGGAAGACCCUUCUGUGGACGCUACAGAGGAUGAGGUACAAUGGGAUAUGAAUGACAGGCCACUGGAUGUGUCUGAGUGAAGCUGCAGGACUGCAGCAAGCUGGGCCUGCUCUUCAGCAGGAGGACCCUUCCGUGGAUGCUGCAGGGGACAAGGAGGCUGCAGGACUGCAGCAAGCUGGAAGAGUCAUCUUUACUUACCCAAUGGAUGAAAUUUGUUCUAGCAGAAAACCUUCCUGGGAUAAAUUCAACAGAACAAGUUAUAGCCAUUUACAAGAACUGGAAGACUCCAUCGCAGGCAGCCAUCGGCAGGUGGAAGAACGUUCUAAACCUGCAGAAAAAGCAACAAAGAAGCUGAAGGUGAAGAAGGAAAGGAAAACCAGUAAGCCCAGGAAGAAUACCAGGCGGCAUGCCCAGAACAUUUUGCACAUUUGUAAAAUAAGUUAGAAACCGCUGAAGAUGCCUCGAACACCAGGAAGAACCCUCAUGGAAUGUCAACAUGGCUCAAACUUGAUGUGGAUUCUGAUUAUUUGAAAUCUGUGUUACUCUGAGAACUUUUAUAAUCUUUGCUUAAUUUGUUUUUAAAUAUUUUCCUGAUCUUAACCUCUGUUUUUUUAGAGGGCAUAAAUUGUUCUUGUGUUGUUUCUGUUUUACAUUUUUUGAUGAAGUUAUUUUUCAAUUGUUUUCAGCCUUUUUGAAGUUUUGUUCAUCCAGUUUUGAGUUUUUGUAAUUUUGAUGGAUAUUUUUGUGUGUGAUUUAUUUCAUUUUCUUAAUGGCUUUUAUCUUAUUUUUAAAAAAAAUUCAUGUUAUGGUAAGUUACAUGAAGAUAGAGCAUGUUUAUGUUUUGUAGUGGUUGAUAUUCUGUAUGUAUUUGACAUAUAUAAGUGUUAACGGCCUCGUGCAGUGGUAACUGCCUGUAAUCCCAGCAGUUUGAAUGAUCAAUGCAGGAGAACUGCUUAAUUCCAGGAGUUUAAGACCAGCCUGGGAAACAUAUUGAGAUCUCAUUCCUAUAAAAAAAAAUAUACUUUUUAAUUAGCUGGGUGUGGUGGCAUCCAUCUGUAGUCCCAGCUACAUUGGAGGCUGAGUGAUGAGGAUUGCCUGAGCUCAGGAGGUUGAGGCUGCAGUAAGCCAUGACUACAUCACCACUGCAUUCCAGCCUGCGUGACAGAGCAAGACCUUCUUUUUUUUUUUCUGAAGACAGAGUUUCACUCUCGUUACCCAGGCUUUAGUGCAAUGGCACGAUCUCAGCUCACUGCAAUCUCCGCCUCCUGGGUUUAGGCAAUUCUCCUGCCUCAGCCUCCUGAGUAGCUGGGAUUACAGGCACACACCACCAUGCCCAGCUAAUUUUUUGUAUUUUUAGUAGAGACGGGGUUUCACCAUGUUGACCAGGAUGGUCUCGAUGCCUUGACCUCGUGAUCCACCAGCCUCGGCCUCCCAAAAUUCUGGGUUAAAAAAGUGUUAGGAAGGACAUUAACCUAGUCUCGGAGGCCAAAAUCUCCUUUAAAUCCUCCUCCUGCAAAGCAGUUCUGUGCCAGUUGAUGCAUUCAUCACGGGCGUGAAGGAAAGUCUAGGGAUAAUUAAUACUUUCCAGAUGAAGCUAAAUGAUAUGAAUCUCUAAUUUUGAACAGGGAUAAGGGGAAAACAGAUGAAUGCAGAGUCUAACUGGAAAAAUGCCUGGAGAUGACUAUAACAGAGCUUAUUGUAAAAACAUCUGCCUGGAAAGUGCUGUUAAAAAAAUUAAAAAUAAAUAAAAAAAAAUAAAAAGAUCAAGCGGCAACAACAACAAAAGUGUUUAUUGAUACCAGUUAUAAAUCUAGCUGUUCAUUGCAGAACAAAACCAGUUUGUUGCAGAAAUAAGCACUUGGAGGGAAAUGUUACAUUUUCACUACAGGCCUUGAAGUCUGCUACCAGCUGUGGUCCUUUCAGGGUUCUGUGGUUCCUAGUUCCAGAGAAAUCACUUGCUCCAGCGUAACGAGUGAAGAGUUCUUUAGAUGAUAGCUGCUGGACCUGGUUUUGCUGUUCUCUUCACUUUCUUGUAAGCCUUGUGUUGAUGAAGUUCAGUUGUGUAUUAGUGUACUAACUGUGUUUUGAGCUUCUCCAAGCAUGUGCAAGCAAUUUGAGAGGAGCUUCAUAUGUGCAAGGAAUUUGAGAGAAGCAUUUUAAGGAUGUUUUAUUUGGUGGGUCAGGUGAGAAAGAUAACAUGGGGGCAAGAAGAAAAGUUAUUAAUUAAUGUAAAACCACCAGCUCUUCAUCACCUAACUUAUAAUUUACAGACACUGAGCACAUUGCGGUUUGAGAAUGUGUUUGGUCCUUUUUGUAGCCUUGCACUGUGCUCUUUGGAGCUGUGGUGUGCUGCUUUUUCUCACAAUUUUGUGUCCUGUAGAUUGUUCUUGAUGCUGGAAAACAUUUUGAAGACAAGACUCUAAACAGUGACCUAUGCCACACUACUUUAUUAGAAAAUGAAAAACUUACAUUACUGACAAUCUUGGAAGACUCUUCUUUUCUGCAGUGACCUGUAUUUUCCUGGUCUUUACUUUGCUUCUCUGCUUUAUUCUCCUUUUUUGUUGCAAUAGUUAAAAGGCCAACUUCUGGGACGUUUUUAUCCUCCUCUUUUCUUCCUACCUGCCAGCAUUCAAAAGGCCAUCUCUAUUAAGGGAUAAAAUUCAAGAAUUUAUUUCUAUAUAUUAAUCCUGAUAUGAUUUCACUUAUCCUUCAGUUUAACAUUUAGAGUACGAAGUUGUCAUCUGGAGGUGCCACUCAGUAUACAGCACUGUGUUUAGAAAUUGGGGGAGCCAUGAAAUAUUUAGCCUCUGUUCUCUGAGCCCUCAGCCAGGUGCAAAGAAGUGAUGCAAAACCACAUUUCAGAUUGUGUUAAUGUACACCCAGUUGUACCAGAAUGUGCCUGGGAAUAAUGGGAGUCAGAAAUUUAACUCAAAGGUAUGGCUGAAGAUUUAUGAAAUGAAAUGGGUCCUGUGUAGGCCUUAGAUGUGGGAGAAGGAGAAUGUGUCAGGAAGCAGAAACAGUAUCAGCAAAGGUGCUGCUGUGAGGCAGGUGGGCAGUGUUUGGGGAACAGCCAGGGGUUUUGUGUAACAGGUUUACAGCAACUGUGGGAGACUUGGUGAAUAAGCCCAGAGAAGUAGGCUGGGGCCUACUUAAAUUGAAAGUAUGCAUGGCUUUCAAGGCCAGCUGAGUGGUAUAUAUAGAAACUAUAAAUAGUAGCACAUUUAUUAAGGACAACUUUUGUUACCAACGAGCUUUUAAACUUUUUUCGAUUGUAUAAUAGGUGGAUAAAGAAUUAUUGACCUGAAUGUAUUCAAUCUUUGAGUGUUUUAGUAUGCUAGAUUAUUGGAGGUGAAAGGGCUAAGUCAAGCAAUGAGUGUUUUUGAGGCUUUUAAUAUUAAUUGCAAAAUUAACUUGUAAAAAGGCAGUGCCAGCUUAGACUGUGACAAAGAGUUCUUGUUAUAUUUUUUCCUUUCUGAGCUGGGUGUUACAUCAUGGAAACCCUCUGCAGUGUUUCCCCCCGCCCCCUGUUCCUCUCUUUCUUCCUUUUACUUCUCUUAGGAUAGGGUCAUCCAUAUGUUUCUGAUAGAGGUAAUCGUUUGCCACACCAUUUUCUGAAGGGCCUACUCUCUUCCCAUUUAUUUGUGAUGACACAUUUAUCCUACCCUAAGCUUUAAUAACAUGUUAGGAUCUUUCUGUCCUGUCCUAUUAAAGAGGUAAAAUUUUUUAUAAUGACAUACCUGAGUUAAGUUAUAAUAGUUUUGUCAUGUCAAAUAUAAAAACAAGCCAGGUGUGGUGGCUUAUUCCUGUAAACCCAGCACUUUGGGAGGUCAAAGCAGGUGGACCGCUUGAGUCCAGGAGUUAGAGACCAGCCUGGACAAUAUGGUGAAACACCAUCUCUACAAAAUAAUACAAAUUAGGCACAGUGGUGGAUGCAUAUAGUUCCAGUUACUCAGGAGGCUGAAGUAAGAUGGCUUGAGCGUGGGAGGUGAAGAUUGCAGAAAGCUGAGAUCACAACACUGCACUUCAGUCUGGGCAACAGAAUGAGACUCUAUCUCAAAAAAGAUGUAUACUUUAUUGAAUCAUUUAUAUAUGAUUGUUAUUUUUAUUACAUAUUGUUUAGUUCACUACUUUAAAGCCUGCUUUAUUUUUUCUUAAUUUUAUUGACUCAUUUGUGCCUUAGUCUGUUUUAUUAUAAAUUACUAUUUAGUCACUACCUUGGAGCCUGUUUUCUUUUUUAAAAAAUUUUAUUACACUUUAAGUUCUGGGGUACAUGUGCAAAUCUUGCAGGAUUGUUGCAUAGGUACACACAUGCCAUGGUGGUUUGAUGCCUCCAUGCCCCCAUUACCUACAUCAGGAAUUUCUCUUAAUGUUAUACCUUCCCAACCUCUUCAACCCCCACUAUCCCUUCCUUAGUCCCACACCCCCAACAGACCACAGUGUGUGAUGUUCCCCUCUCUGUGUUCAUGUGUUCUCAUUCUUCAACACCUACUUAGGACAGAACAUGUGGUGGUUGGUUUUCUGUUCUUGUGUCAGUUUGCCGAGAAUAGUUUCCAGAUUCAUUCAUGUCCCUGCAAAGGACAUGAACUCACCUGUUUUUAUGGCUGCAUAGUAUCCCAUAGUGUAUAUGUGCCACAUAUUUUUUAUUCAGUCUAUUAUUAAUGGGCGUUUGGGUUGGUUCCAAGUCCUUGCUAUUGUAAACAGUGCUGCAACGAACAUAUGUAUACAUGUAUCUUUGCACUAGUCCUCUCGUGUAACUCUCCAGAUCCGGCUCCUGCCUGUGGUCGACACCUUUCCAGGCCCAGCAUUGGCUUUUUGGCAUCCUCUUUCAGCUCAGAACGUUUUCAUGUCAGCCUCUCCAGUAUCAGCUCUUCCUCCUGGCUACAUUUACAGGCCCAACUCCUGCCUCACAACAUUUGGCCUAGCUCCUGCUCAGCUCCUAGCAGUCUGUGUAGGCCCCAGACUUCCUCAAGUUGGGCUUUCCAGGCCCACCUUCCGCCUCUCAGUGGCUGGACAGACCCACUUCCUGCCUACCAACAGCCUCUCCAGGCCCAGCUCUUACCCUUGAUGUUGGCCUCCCCAGGCCAUUUCUGCUUGCCUGCCUGCCUGCCUCAUGGCAGCUCCUGGCUCUCUGAUGCCCUUUUUAGGCACAUGUCAUGCCUCACCAUGGCCUCCCCAGGCUGAUGGAGGCUCCUGCUUUUCGGCAUCCUCUGCAGGCCCAGCUUGUUCUUUACUAGACCUUCCAGGCCUGCAGGCCCACUUCUCGGAAGCUUUUGGUGGCCUCUCUAAGCCCAGCUCAUACGCUCAUCCCUUUGUGGCCUCUCCAGGCCCAGGUGCUGCCUUCUGGCAUCCAUUCUGGGCAAGCUUUUCCUCAUGGCUGCAUCUACAGGCCCCCGACCUGUCUUGCAACAACCUCUGUGAACUCAGCUCCUUGUGGCAUUUGUAGGCCCAAAAGGUCCUUAAAUCAAUCUCUUUAGGCCCACACAACUCAUGCCUCACGAUGGCAUCUCCAAGAUCAGCUCCUGCCCUCCGAAUGCAUCUCCAGGACCCAAAUAUGCUCAAGUCACCUACUAUUGGCUUGGCUCCAGCUUCCUCCUGGUGGCCUCAGAGGCCCACAUGUUCCUAAAGUUGGCCAAUUUAGGCCCAGGUCCUGCCAUCCUGGUGGCCUCUCUGGUUGCAAAACCUUCUCAUGUUGGUUCCUCAAGGGUGAGCUUCUGUCUCCUAAUGACCUCAUUGGGCUUAGCUCCUGCCUCCCAACAUCCUCUGUGGACUCAGCUUUUGCCCAGCUUCUGGUGUCCUGCAUAGGCCUGAAAGGCUCAUGGUGGCCUCCCCAGGCUCAGCUCCUGCUCUCUGUCGGCAUCUACAGGCCCCAAAAUUCCACAGGUUGGCUUCUCGUGGCCUGGCUCCAGCAACCUCCCAGUGGCCUGGGCAGGCCCAAAUGGUCUUAAUGUCAGCCUUUCCAGGCCCAGCUCCUGCCUCCCAGUGGCCUCUCCAGGCCCAAAGCCUCCUUUUGUGGGCUUUUCCAGGCCUGGCUCCUGCCUAUGGUAAGCCCUUCCGGGCCCAGCCUCUGCCUCCUAGUGGAUACAGGCAUGCAAUGUGUAAUAAUCACAUCAGGGUAAAUGGGAUACUCCUCAUCUUAAGCAUUUAUUUUUUCUUUAUUUAUUUUACAAACAAUUCAGUUAUGUUCUUUUCCUUUUUUAUUUUUCUUUCUUUUCUUUUUUUUUUUCUUUUUGCAUUGGAGUGUAGCUCUGUCUCCCUGGCUGGAGUGCAGUGGUGCAAUCUCAUCUCACUGCAAUGUCUGUCCCCGGGGUUCAAAUUAUUCUCCUGCCUCAGCCUCCUGAGUAGCUGGGACUAAUUUUUGUAUAUUAAGUAGAGACAGGGUUUUGCUAUGUUAGUUAGGCUGGUCUCAAACUCCUAGCAGGUGAUCCUCCUGCCUUGGCCUUCUAAAGUUCUGGGAUUGCAGGCAUAAGCCACCACAGCUGGCUUCUUUCAGCUGUUUUUAAAUAAGUAAAUUAUUGUAUACCAUUGUCACUCUGUUAUACUACAAAGUACUACAUCUUAUUCAUUCUGACUGUAUUUUCGUACUCAUUAAUUAUUCCUGUGAACCCACUCCAGCCCACUAUUCUUUCCAGCUUCUGGUAACCAUCAUCCUACUCUCUUAUUUUCAUAAGUUCAAUUGUUUUAAUUUUUAGCACCCACAAAUGACUGGGAACAUGCAAAAUUUGUCUCUCUCUUUCUGACUUAUUUUAGUUAAUAAAAUAGUCUCCAAUUCUACUCAUGGUGUUGCAAGUAACAGGUUUCUAUUCUUUUUCAUGGCUGAAUAAUACUCCAUUGCAUAUAUAUACCACUUUUUCUUCAUUCACCUGUUUUUUUGUUUCUUUUUUUUUUUUUUUUGAGACGGAGUUUUGCUCUUGUUACCCAGGCUGGAGUGCAAUGGUGUGAUCUCAGCUCACCACAGUCUCCACCUCCUGGGUUCAGGCAAUUCUCCUGCUUCAGCCUCCUGUGUAGCUGGGAUUACAGCCAUGCACCACCAUGCCCAGAUAAUUUUUUGUAUUUUUAGUAGAGACAGGGUUUCACCAUGUUGACUAGGAUGGUCUUGAUCUCUUGACCUCGUGAUCCACCUGCCUCAGCCUCCCAAAGUGCUGGGAUUACAGGUGUGAGCCACUGCACCUGGCCCCAUUCACCUGUUAAUGGACACUUAGAUUGCCUCCAAAUCUUGACUAUUGUGAAUAAUGUUGCAACAAAUGUAGAAAUGUAGAUAUUUCUUUGAUAUACUGAUUUUCUUUCUUUUGGGUAUAUACCCAGCAGUAGAAUUACUGUGUCAUAAAGUAGCUCUCUUUAGUUUUUUUUGAGGUCUUUCCAAACCAUUUUCCAUAGUGGUUGCACUAAUUUACAUUCUCACCAAGAGUGUACCAAGGUUCCCUUUUCUCCACAUCCUCAUUAGCAUUCGUUAACUGCCUAUCAUUUGGAUAUAAGCCAUUUUAACUGGGAUUGCAUGAUAGCUCAUUGUAGUUUUGAUCAGUGAUGUUGAGCAUGUUUUUAUAAAGAUGCCAUUUGUAUGUUUUCUUUUGAGAAAUGUCUAUUUAGAUUUUUUGCCCAUUUUAAAUUAGAUUAUUGAGCUUUUUGUCCUAUUAAUUUUGUUUUUACCUAAGCUCCUUAUAUACUCUAGUUAUUAAUCCCUUAGAUGGAUUCAGGAUUGGGUUUUGUCUUUAUUUUACACUUAAUUCUAAACCAUUGAAUGGUAUCAAGUAAAGAAUUGACAUAUUUAUAUUGGAAGAUGACUUUGUGUAUUUGCUACCUAUUGCUGUGUAACAUACUGGUCAGGUGCAGUGGCUCACCUGUAAUCCCAGCACUUUGGGAGGCCAAGGCAGGCGGAUCACGAGGUCAGGAGUUCAAGACCAGCCUGGACAAAAUGAUGAACUCUUUCUUUACUAAAAAUACAAAAGUUAACCAGGUGUGGUAGCUCACACCUGUAAUCCUAGCUACUCAGGAGGCUGAGGCAGAAGAAUCACUUGAAUCUGGGAGGUGUAUGUUGCAGUGAGCUGAGAUUGUGCCACUGCACUCCAGCCUGGGAGACAGAGUGAGACUCCAUCUGAGAAAACAAACUAAAACAACAAAAAAAUACCACCCCUAAUUAUACAGUUACAAUGAUACUUACUAGUCUUCUCACACUUCUGGAGGCUGACUAGACUCACUUAGGCAGUUCUGGCUCAGGAUGUGGUUGCCUUCAAACAGUAUGGUGUUAGAAUACUGUCAAAGGUUUUCUUGCUCAAGUAUCUCCUGGUUAAUGUGGGCUGUCAACCAGGGCAUCAGCUGGGGCUAUCCGGUGGAAUACCCACACGUAACCUCCCUACAUGGUCUGGGCUUUCUGACAAAAUGGUGAAUGGGUUCUAAGCACACCCACCCCAGGAAGGAGAGCCAAGUGGAAACAGUAUCAUCUUUUAUGACCUAACUUUGGCAGGUCAUGAGCAACACUUCACUGAAUUCUACUUACAGAUGCAGGAGACUAUGGUCAUUUUCAAGGGAAGAGAAACUAAAUUCUAUCUUUUGAUAACAAGUGUAAAAAAAUUUGAGGACAACUAUUCAGAAUAGUGGAGAGAUGGAAUCAAUCUAAGUUUUCUUCCCUCGAUGGAAAAAACAAUAAAACGUGGCAGCCAGGCACAGUGGCUCACACCUUUAAUACCAGCACUUUUGGAGGCCAAGGCGGGCAGAUCAUCUGAGGUCAGGAGUUUGACACCAGCCUGGCAAACGUGGCAAAACCCCUUCUCUACUGAAAAUACAAAAAAUAGCUGGGUGUGGUGGCACACACCUGUAAUCCCAGCUACUUUGGGAAGCUGAGGCAGGAGAAUCACUUGAGCUUGGGAGGCAAAGAUUGCAGUGAGCUGAGAUUGCAUCACUGCACUCCAGCUGGGGUGAGAGAGUGAGACUCCAUCUCAAAAAAAAAAAAAAAGAAAAAGAAAAGAAAAGUCCAACAUUCAGAAAAUGCUUUAUAUAAUCAAAGUGAAUCAAUCAGAGUAUAAAAGAACUACAUUAACGCAACUGAAAAAACUGUGGAGAUUAGAGAUAGUAAUCUAACACUGGGUUGUCAAUUGACGACCCUGAGUUAAAGAACCUAAAAAAAACAAAAACAUAAAACGGCUGGGCACAGCGGCUCAUGCCUGUAAUUCCAGUGCUUUAGGAGGCUGAGGUGGGAGGAAAGCUUGAGGCAAGGAGUUUGAGGAAAGCCUGGGCAAUACACCAAAACCCCAUCUCUACAAAAGUGACAAAACUUAGCCAGGUGUGGUGCACACCUGUAGUUCCAGCUACUCGGGAGGCUGAGGCAGGAAGAUUUUUUGAGCCCACGAGUUUGAAGCUGCAGUGAAAUAUGAUGUCACCACUGUGUUCUAGAACUUGGGUGACAACAAAGCCCUAUAGAAAGAAAGAAAAGAAAGAAGGAGAGAGAGAGGAAGGAAGGAAGAAAGAAAG